Messenger RNA from Racocetra fulgida, 438 nucleotides. NCBI's taxonomy places the organism in Eukaryota, Fungi, Glomeromycota, Glomeromycetes, Diversisporales, Gigasporaceae. The record is from the annotation of a GenBank genome assembly.
AUGGAAUGUUUUGAAUAUAAUGCCAUUACCAGUACGUCUAAUGUCAAAAUGAAGAUGACUGUUCUUUACCCUUUUCAUUCGAUAAGAUUUCAAAAAUAUUUAGGCCCUUCAGGGUCAAACAUUAAAUUAGAUAAUGCUUAUUUGAUUUCUGGGUUUGUCAAAUUUUCAGCUUCCGGUAAGCUAAUGAUAGAGGCAACCGAAAUAGAAUAUCUAAAGACAAAUGUGAAUUCGAAUAUGUUUGAAAGUUCCUCUUCGAUAAGUACCCAAUCAAUUGUCAACAUUAUUGCUGAUAAUAUUGAAUCUGCUCAAAAACAAGAUCAUGUGACUUCGUCAUUUAACAAUAAAUCAUCAGAAAUUCCGAUAGUGAUUAUUGAUAAUGAUACAGAAAGUAAUCUGAAUAACAAAGAAAAACAAUCCAAUCUCAAAGAUAGUAACAAA